Messenger RNA from Volvox carteri f. nagariensis, 573 nucleotides. RefSeq lists its product as uncharacterized. The record is from RefSeq and is a predicted model, not a curated record. NCBI's taxonomy places the organism in Eukaryota, Viridiplantae, Chlorophyta, Chlorophyceae, Chlamydomonadales, Volvocaceae. The transcript is spliced from 5 exons. Bases 1 to 573 code for a protein of 190 amino acids.
AUGAUCCAUAUUACAAGUGAAGGCGUUGCGAUUGGUCCCUGCGAUGACCCAACGACGGGCUGCGGGUUCCUGUUUACGAGCUUGGUCAAAGCAGCUCUGGAGGCAGCUCCGGCGGGCGCGAGCGGCAUCCUGGCCUUCAUCAACCCCAAUUAUUCACCGCCACUAGCCCCAGAUAACUUUGCGAGCUGGGUUGAAGGCGCAGGUUACGACUCGUCUACAAUCACAUUCCUCAGUAAUGCUACUCAGAUUGCCUUCCUUGACCUCAGCCUGUACAAGCUGCUGUACAUUCCCGCGGCCAGCCGGGAUGAAUCGGCGCGAACGUGGCUAGGCGGAACAACGGACGAUCUCAACGACGACCUGGCGGCUGUUCGUGACGAUAUUGCCGCAUUCGUCAACAUGGGUGGUUCUCUAAUGGUCUCCUCGCAGUUCAACUUGGCAAUUAUUGAUUGGGGCGAACUGAAGGCCGUCGCGCAUCUCACAGCGGGCGCCUGUCCAGAUCCCUCAGGUCCUUCUCGCGACUGUCAAGCACCAAGCACAAGGAAUCCAUCCCGUGAAGAGGGUGUGGAAUGUUGA